Molecule: messenger RNA, 282 nt
Organism: Sporothrix brasiliensis 5110
Lineage: Eukaryota; Fungi; Ascomycota; Sordariomycetes; Ophiostomatales; Ophiostomataceae
Product: mitochondrial import inner membrane translocase subunit tim8
Exons: 2
Coding region: 1-282 (93 amino acids)
Source: RefSeq, a predicted model, not a curated record
AUGAGCGCAACCAGCCUUGACGCCUCGGCCAUCAACAACCUCUCCGACAAGGAGAAGGAGGAGCUGCGCCAGUUUGUUAACACCCAGACGCAGCGCACACGGGUGCAGGCUCAAACCCACAAUCUUACCGAGCUGUGUUGGAAGAAGUGCGUCACGAGCCCUGUCAAGAGCAACACGCUGGACAAGGCCGAGGAGGGCUGCAUGAGCAACUGCGUCGAACGGUUUCUGGACCUGAACAUCCUGACGGCGAAGCUGCUGUCUAACAUGCAGCAGCAGCAUUAA